CGGCUUUCGUGGGCGAAGCUCGCGACGGACUCGGAUCACGUGUACCUCGCGACGCGAAUCAAGAAUUUCGGUCAGGAUGCUGAAGUUCCAGACGGCGACCAAGGAGGACCAGAAGCUGGCCGCGUCCAUAGAGCGCCGUCGGCAGACGGACACCGAGAGGAAGCAGCGGAUCUUCAAUCCGCGAUUCCGGAAGAUCGGAAUAGACAAGGAAUUCUUGGACAAACAGGUCGAGGAGAAGAAGCAGCUGCGCCGGCUCGAGCAGGCCCGGGAAUCCGAGCUCGACGAGAAUUUGAUUCGCAGCAGCGGCCUCGCCUUGCUCCUAGAGAAGCAACAAGAAGAGGAGCGACGAAAGAUACACGUCGAGAUAGAGCACUUUCGUCGAUGCUAUCAGCGACCGGAGGAUCGCCGGGACUACGAUCUCUACGAUCCGAACUCUUUGAAGAAAUCGCUGCCAUCGGGAUUCGGAGAUGGCGACUCGAGCUGGGCUCAAAAAUUCCGGAGCGAGGAGGGCUCGAAGGAGCGGUUGAGGGCCCAAAAAGAGGAGACGAGAUACUGGAUAGAACAACAAAAGGGGGAGCGUGUGAGGAUCGAGAGAGAGCACCGGGAAGCCGAGAAAGCGUACCAGGAAGCCGUCAUCUCCAGGGACAAGCGUGCCGCGGCAUUAGAUCAGAUGGAACGUGAAUGCCGUCGAAGGUUGAACGAAGCCACCGCAAGAUUCAAUCGAGCCCUGGCGGAGGAGCAAGAUCAUCGCCGUCGCUGCGAAGCCCUCCAAGAAGAAGAGGACAAGAAAGCGGAAAUCUACAAUCACGUGACUGGGGACUUCCUGACCGAAGCCAAAGAGCAGGCGGAGAGCACCCGCGGACCGCAAAAGCCGCUGGCUUCACGGUACAAGGGUAUGAGUCCCGAGGAGCUUAGGGCUAUCAGAGAUGCCCAGGCCAGCCAGAUGCUGGAAAUCCAGAAAAUGAAAUUGGAGGAGAAGCGAAUGAACGAGGAAUGGGACCAGUUGAUGAAUUCGCACGCCGUCGCCGCGAGCACGUACCACCGCGAAAUGGAGCGGAAAAGGGCGUGAGUGUUUUUUUUUUCUUGCCG
Megalopta genalis is the source of this 1089-nucleotide messenger RNA. RefSeq names its product RIB43A-like with coiled-coils protein 2. Lineage: Eukaryota; Metazoa; Arthropoda; Insecta; Hymenoptera; Halictidae. The record is from RefSeq and is a predicted model, not a curated record.